This is a messenger RNA of Mycosarcoma maydis (corn smut), 3282 nucleotides long. Its product is annotated as putative valine--tRNA ligase. Gene Ontology annotation, molecular function: aminoacyl-tRNA deacylase activity; valine-tRNA ligase activity; ATP binding. The coding region runs from base 1 to 3282 and encodes 1093 amino acids. Gene Ontology annotation, biological process: valyl-tRNA aminoacylation. The record is from RefSeq and is a predicted model, not a curated record. NCBI's taxonomy places the organism in Eukaryota, Fungi, Basidiomycota, Ustilaginomycetes, Ustilaginales. Gene Ontology annotation, cellular component: cytosol. The transcript has a single exon.
AUGUCGUCUGCUACACCAACACCAACUGCUGCCGCGCCUGAGCAGCAGCAACAGCCAUCUGGCUCGUCCCAGAAUGACGCCACCGCUGCUACUGCUGCUGCUGCUGACGUUGCUGCCUCCCCGUCCGCAGAUACUCCUCUCGGCCCAGACGGUCAGCCUCUCACAAAAAGUGCGAUGAAGAAACUCGCCAAGCUCAAAGAGAAGGAGGCCAAACAAGCGGCCAAAGACGCUCUUAAAAGCGAUAAGCCCGCACAGAACGCCGCCGGCUCGGGUGCAGCCAAGAAGGAGAAGCCCAAGAAGGAAGUCAAACAGGAGCCCGAAUGGGUCAACAACACUGUCCCUGGCGAGAAAAAGGAUCUCUCCGGUCCCAUGGAGAGCGGAUACAACCCGCUUCACGUCGAACAGAGCUGGUACCAAUGGUGGGAGAAGAGCAACCACUUCAAGCCCGCAGAGCCCACCGAGUCGGAUCCAUACGACCCCGAGAAGACGUUUAUUAUCCCUGCACCUCCCCCCAACGUUACCGGCUCGCUUCACAUCGGUCACGCCCUUACCAUCUCGAUCCAGGAUACCUUGAUCCGAUGGUACCGCAUGAACGGCUACAGGACGCUCUUCAACCCUGGCUAUGACCACGCCGGUAUCGCCACCCAGAGCGUCGUCGAGAAGCGUCUCGCAAAGACCGAAGGCAAGUCGCGCCACGACUAUGGCCGUGAAAAGUUCCUCGAGAAAGUCUUUGCCUGGAAGGACGAUUACCAGUCGCGCAUCUCGAAUCAAAUGCGUCGUCUCGGCGCCUCGUACGACUUCUCCCGAGAAGCCUUUACCAUGGACCCAGUGCGCUCCAAGGCGGUUACCGAAGCCUUUUGCAAGCUCCACGAGGACGGCAUCAUCUACCGAGCCAACCGUCUGGUCAACUGGUGCUGCAAGCUCAGUACCGCCCUUUCCAACAUCGAGGUCGACCAGAAGCAGCUCAACGGUCGUACGUUGAUGAACGUGCCUGGCUACCCUGCCAAUGAGCGCAUCGAGUUCGGUGUCAUUUUCAGCUUCUCGUACCAGAUCGAAGGCAGCGACGAGAAGAUCGUUGUGGCUACCACCCGUCCCGAGACCAUGCUUGGUGAUACCGCCGUCGCUGUCCACCCGGACGAUUCGAGGUACAAGCACCUGCACGGCAAGAACGUCAUUCACCCGUUCGUCCCCGGUCGAAAGGUCCCCAUCGUCGCUGAUUCGAUCAUCGUCGACAUGGAGUUUGGAACCGGUGCUGUCAAGAUCACGCCUGCUCACGACCCCAACGAUUACGAGGUCGGCAAGCGCCAUGAUCUCGAGUUCAUCAACAUUCUCAACGAGGACGGUACCCUCAAUGAAAACUGCGGCGAGUUUGCCGGCAUGAAGCGCUUCUCUGCGCGUCGCGCCGUGGUUGACAAGCUCAAGGAGAUCGGCAGCUACAUUGAGACCAAGGAUAAUCCUAUGACGGUACCCAUUUGCUCGCGUUCCGGCGACAUCAUCGAGCCCCUCAUGAAGCCUCAGUGGUGGGUCAACUGCAAGCCUCUCGCAGACAAGGUCAUUGAGCGUGUGCGUGCCGGUGACAUGACCAUCACCCCCGCCGUUUCCGAAAAGGAAUUCUUCCGAUGGAUGGAAAACAUCCAGGACUGGUGCAUCUCGCGUCAGCUCUGGUGGGGUCACCGAUGCCCUGUCUACUUUGUCAACAUCGAGGGCGAGUUGCAAGACCGCAGCGACGACAAGUACUGGAUCUCGGGCAGGACGCUCCAACAGGCGCAGGAGCGUGCUGCCAAGCUUGCCGGCGGCAAGAAAUUUACGCUCGAGCAGGACGAUGACGUUCUCGACACCUGGUUCAGCUCGGGUCUCUGGCCUUUCUCGAUCAUGGGCUGGCCGGAGAAGACGGAUGAUUUCAAGCACUUCUACCCAUCUUCGAUGCUUGAGACUGGUUGGGACAUUUUGUUCUUCUGGGUGGCCAAGAUGUGCAUGCUCGGUGUGUAUCUGACUGGCACUUUGCCUUUCAAGGAGGUGUUCUGUCAUGCCAUGGUGCGCGACGCGCAUGGACGUAAGAUGUCGAAAUCGCUCGGCAACGUCAUCGACCCACUCGACGUGAUCGAGGGUAUCUCGCUCGAUGGGCUGCACGGCAGGCUUCAGGAGGGUAACCUCGACGACAAGGAGAUCGCCAAGGCGGCGCAGGGUCAGAAGAAAGAUUUCCCCAAGGGUAUUCCUCAGUGCGGUACCGAUGCUCUUCGUUUCGCUCUCUGCGCCUACACCAGCGCCGGUCGUGACAUCAACCUUGAUAUCCUUCGCGUCGAAGGAUACCGCAAGUUUUGCAACAAAUUGUGGAACGCCACCAAGUUUGCGCUUCUCAAGCUCGAGCCCAUUGCCUCGUUCCAGCCCGCUUCGAGUGACGAGCGUUCCGGGAACGAGUCGUUGGUCGAAAAGUGGAUCUUGCACAAGCUCAACGCGGCCGCCAAGACUGUUAACGAGAAUCUAAAGGAGCGAAACUUUAUGGCUGCCACCUCGGCUGUCUACAACUUCUGGCUGUACGAGCUGUGCGAUGUGUACAUCGAAGCGAUCAAGCCUAUCACGGACGCCGGGGCUGCUGACGCCCAGGCUCGGGCUAGCGCGCAGCAGACGCUGUACACGUGUCUCGAUGCUGGACUGAAGCUUUUGCACCCAUUCAUGCCGUUUGUCACCGAGGAGUUGUGGCAGCGAUUGCCGCGUCGUUCGGGCGAAAAGGCUGAUAGUAUUGCUCUCGCUACUUACCCAGUCUACAUGGCUGGUCGAGACGACAUGCCUGCCGAGGUGGCAUUUGAGGAGGUGUUUGCGGCGGUUCGAGCGAUCCGUGGAAUGUGCACGGAUUACAACUUGCUCAAAGAUGUGCAGGUAUUCCUCGAAACGGCCGAUUCUGACUUUUCUUCGACUCUCAACGAGUCGUCGGCGGUGGUUGCUACGCUCGUCAAAGGCUGCACGCGCGUCAGCGUGGUUUCGUCGGCCGCUGACGUUCCCAAAGGUUGUGCAGUAUCCUCGAUCUCGUCGCGCCUUAAUGCGCACGUUCUGAUCCGAGGUCUGGUCAACAUCGACCAGGAGCUGGCGAAAUUGGACAAGAAACUCACGCUCAACCAGGUCGGUCUGGACAAGGUCGGCGCCGCAAUGAACAAGCCUCAGGAAUGGGAGAGGAUGCCCGAGGACGUCAAGGAGAGUACGAAGGAGAAGCUCAAGGCUUUGCAAGCUGAAAGAUCCGCCAUGGAGGCUGCUAAGCGUCAGUUUGAAAGUAUCAGGGACGACUAG